CCCUCCUCCUCCUCUUGCCCUGCAACAUCGUCUAUAGCGCUGUCCGGCCGCUCAUUUAUACCCAGCUGGUGGCGCGCAUGAUGACCAGCAUGCCCCCCGCCCCCUCUUCCGCGUCCCCGUCCCCUCCCUCCUCUCCCCCUUGCAUUCGCAGGCUUCUUCCCCAUUUUCAAGUGAAUAUAUGCGCUCCGAAUGAUAUGCCCGGCGCCUGCUGAGUUGAUGCCGAGUCGCGGGUGACGGAGAGAAGUUCGAUCGGUCCAAGCGGCACACCGUCUCUCUUUCCGACCACAAUGCUCCCGACGGCGGUCAGACUCUCGAAGGCGUCGCGCCGGCCGCUGACCCCCAAGCGCGGUAACAAGGACUACUACAAGGGCACUCGGCAGGCGUUCCUUCCCAAGGGCACCCGCACUGGCGCGCCCGGUCGUCACGUCGUCGGCGGCAAGGCCAAGUACCGUCUCAUAGACGAGAAGGUUCGCGUCUUCGUCGCCCCGCCCCUCGAGCAGAUUGUCAACUCGCCGCUAAAACCCUACGUUGCGCAAGAUGUGCAUCUGAAGAAGCAGGAGCUGAACGCCGUCUGGGGCAAGUUCACCAGCAAGCGCGGCGUCACGCCAUCCCUCUUCCUGCAGAAGUCGCGCGAGGCGUUCGCGGAAUUGCAAGCGACCUACCCGGAGGGUGCCGCUGCCGCAGAGGGAAGUGCACCUGCGGAGGCUUCUACGUCGGCGGGUGCACCGAGAGCAGUACCACCACCUUCUGGGGAGGCCGAGCCGGCUACCUAGAAGUCGUUCUGGUCACGAUCAUGAGCAGAGCUAUCACGGUCCGACCCUACUGCACUUAUUCACCUGUUAAUGAGCACAUGCUAUUGCACCUCCCUUCCCCUUUACGCCAUGUGUGAAUGCGCUCUACCUGGUAUCCGAAAGCCUGAUCUUCUCCACUCCAAUGAAGCGGCUGCAUUUACGCUGCCUGUUCUCCCGCACCAAUUCGUCUACCCGCCACCUGCGCCUCCCAACUCAUGAACCGGGGCAAAACAUCGCAAAGCACAUUAGACGAGUCUACUAACAGUACAAAAGAGAACAAGUUCACCGA
This is a messenger RNA of Schizophyllum commune H4-8, 1080 nucleotides long. RefSeq lists its product as uncharacterized. Gene Ontology annotation, molecular function: structural constituent of ribosome. Bases 288 to 773 code for a protein of 161 amino acids. The transcript has 4 exons. Gene Ontology annotation, biological process: translation. The record is from RefSeq and is a predicted model, not a curated record. Gene Ontology annotation, cellular component: mitochondrial large ribosomal subunit. NCBI's taxonomy places the organism in Eukaryota, Fungi, Basidiomycota, Agaricomycetes, Agaricales, Schizophyllaceae.